AUAAAACUCAAGCUCCACAAUGACAACCUAUUUGGAAUUCAUACAACAAAAUGAAGAACGAGAUGGAGUACGAUUUAGUUGGAAUGUUUGGCCAUCAAGUCGGCUAGAAGCUACAAGAAUGGUUGUUCCAGUAGCAGCCCUAUUUACACCACUAAAGGAGAGACUCGAUUUACCACCAAUUCAAUAUGAACCUGUUUUGUGUAGUAGGACCACUUGCCGUGCAGUUUUGAAUCCUUUAUGUCAAGUGGAUUAUCGAGCAAAACUCUGGGCUUGCAACUUUUGUUAUCAAAGAAAUCAGUUUCCACCUACUUAUGCUGGUAUAUCUGAACUGAAUCAGCCUAUUCUGCGUGGCCCUCAGAUGCCUUUGAUAUUCCUCUAUGUGGUUGAUACUUGCAUGGAAGAUGAAGAUUUACAAGCUCUGAAGGAAUCAAUGCAGAUGUCAUUAAGUCUUUUACCACCUACAGCCUUGGUUGGACUUAUUACUUUUGGGAGAAUGGUGCAAGUUCAUGAACUUGGAUGUGAGGGCAUUUCGAAAAGUUAUGUCUUCAGAGGAACAAAAGAUCUGACUGCCAAACAAUUGCAGGAAAUGCUGGGGCUCUCUAAAGUACCCGUUACUCAAGCAACACGUGGUCCUCAGGUACAGCAGCCACCUCCUUCUAAUAGAUUCUUGCAGCCAGUACAGAAAAUAGACAUGAAUCUCACAGAUCUUCUGGGGGAAUUGCAGCGAGACCCUCUCUCCAUAGCUGUAGGACUACUUGAGUGUACUUUUCCCAACACUGGUGCCCGUAUCAUGAUGUUCAUUGGUGGUCCAGCCACUCAGGGGCCAGGAAUGGUGGUCGGAGAUGAAUUGAAGACACCUAUAAGAUCAUGGCAUGAUAUUGAAAAAGACAAUGCCAAAUAUGUUAAAAAGGGAACUAAGCAUUUUGAAGCAUUGGCUAAUCGAGCUGCCACGACUGGUCACGUUAUUGAUAUUUAUGCAUGCGCAUUAGAUCAGACAGGUCUCCUGGAGAUGAAAUGCUGUCCCAACCUUACUGGAGGAUACAUGGUAAUGGGCGACUCUUUCAAUACUUCCUUAUUCAAGCAAACUUUUCAAAGAGUUUUCACCAAAGAUAUGCAUGGGCAGUUUAAAAUGGGUUUUGGUGGUACAUUAGAAAUAAAGACCUCAAGGGAAAUAAAAGUUUCAGGAGCUAUUGGACCCUGUGUGUCUCUCAAUUCUAAAGGACCCUGUGUGUCUGAAAAUGAGAUAGGAACAGGUGGCACUUGUCAAUGGAAGAUAUGUGGACUUAGUCCCACUACAACCUUAGCCAUAUAUUUUGAGGUUGUCAAUCAGCAUAAUGCGCCAAUUCCUCAAGGAGGGCGUGGUGCAAUUCAGUUUGUGACUCAGUAUCAGCAUUCAAGUGGGCAGAGACGCAUUCGAGUGACCACCAUUGCAAGGAACUGGGCAGAUGCUCAAACUCAAAUCCAGAGCAUUGCCGCAUCUUUUGACCAGGAGGCUGCUGCCAUUCUUAUGGCCAGGCUGGCAAUAUAUAGAGCAGAAACAGAGGAAGGACCAGAUGUGCUUAGAUGGCUAGACAGACAGCUCAUUCGGCUGUGUCAGAAAUUUGGAGAGUAUCACAAAGAUGAUCCAAGUUCCUUCAGAUUUUCAGAAACUUUCUCCCUUUAUCCACAGUUUAUGUUUCACUUAAGAAGGUCUCCUUUCUUGCAAGUUUUUAACAACAGCCCUGAUGAGAGUUCAUACUAUCGUCACCAUUUUAUGCGUCAAGACUUGACCCAGUCUCUAAUCAUGAUUCAACCUAUUCUGUAUGCAUAUUCUUUUAGUGGACCACCAGAGCCGGUUCUUCUUGAUAGCAGCAGCAUUCUUGCAGAUCGUAUUCUUCUGAUGGACACAUUCUUCCAGAUUUUGAUUUAUCAUGGUGAGACCAUAGCCCAGUGGCGCAAGUCAGGAUACCAGGACAUGCCAGAAUAUGAAAAUUUCCGCCACCUUCUGCAAGCCCCAGUGGAUGACGCCCAGGAGAUUCUUCACUCCAGAUUUCCAAUGCCGAGAUACAUCGAUACUGAACAUGGGGGCAGCCAGGCCCGUUUUCUGCUUUCAAAAGUCAACCCUUCACAGACUCAUAAUAAUAUGUAUGCCUGGGGACAGGAGUCUGGAGCACCUAUUCUCACAGAUGAUGUUAGUUUACAAGUGUUCAUGGAUCAUUUGAAGAAACUUGCCGUGUCAAGUGCUGCUUGAAGUGCUAAACAUGUUAAAGACAUUUAAGAAGAUGAAAUAAUAUUUCAGGUUUUUUUUCUUUUCAAUUAAUCUGUGGAAAUCAACAGAUAUCUCUACACGCUUUGUAUUAGUAUUGUUUGAGACAACAUACGCUAAAAUGUUCACGUUUGUAAAUUAAGCUGGAAUAUAAGAGCAAUACGAACAAACUGACUUUGCUUGCCACAGUAUUGUAACUGGUUUUGGAAUAUUGAGGUCUUUAUAACUUAAUUAUGUUAAAGAGUAAGAAUAGAGAAUAGACAUAACUCAUUUGUGUAUUGCAGACCAAGUGGCACUGAAUGUCUAUACUGACUUUUGAAAACUUGUUUCUUAAUUUUAGCUAGAAAGUAAACAAAAUCAUCAACAGUAAUAAAUGUGGACAUUUUUGCCUGUUCAUUGAAUAUUUUUCUGUGAUUUUCAUCACUUAUGUAUACAGUAUUUCUGUACUUAAUCUGUUAAGGCAAAUUAUUUUUAUGAUGAUUUGUUUAGAAAUUAUUUGACUAUAUAUGAUAAUUUUCAUGAAGAUAAUUUGAUGUUUUUGGUCAUUUGGAAAAAUAGUUUAGAGAUGAAAAAUUUUUUUGGUAACAAUCCCCAGUCUAACAAUAUGAAAUUCCUACUCAUACCCAACUUAUGUGAUUAAACAUGGUUUUUUUUACAGGGAGAUAGAAAAUAAACCAUUUUGUGAGAGUACAUUUUAGAAAGCCUUUGCACUAAGAAAUGAGUUGUAAUUAUUAAAACAAUUUUGGUUUUCUCUGCAUGGCUAUAUUUUUUUCCUUUGUGUUUCUGAGGUAAAUUUUACACUAAAUCCUUAGUACUUUAACACUAUUUUGGAAGUUUACACAUUACUUUUUGUUUCUGCUUCCAUUUUGUGAAAUUUAUUAAGUUGUAGUUCUUAUUGAAACAGUAUUAUAUAAUAUUUUGUUGAAUUAUCUCAUGUGAUACUCAGUUCUAUUUGAUUUAUUCAUUAGUAUCAUUCACCUUUAUCUUUUGAAGUUUACUUGUAGCAAAUGUUUACAUUGCUAAAGUCAGAUAUAUUUAACAAUGAAACCUACAUCAAGUACUGCAAAAAUCAGGUGGUGCUAUGAUACAUGCUUAGGACAGUUUUGAUGUUUGUGCUUGCAUGAACACAAUUAUAUGAUGGUAAAAGAGACAGAAACUUUAAAAAAUUGUUUAUAUGUUAUACUUAAUUAAAUUAAGUUAAUCUGUUCUAUUUUAUUUGAAUUGAAUUGUGCUAGGCAUAAAUACCAAUAAAAUAUACUUUUUCUCUGUU
This is a messenger RNA of Myotis davidii, 3515 nucleotides long. It is a transcript of the gene SEC23A, whose product is annotated as Sec23 homolog A, COPII coat complex component. Bases 20 to 2230 code for a protein of 736 amino acids. Gene Ontology annotation, cellular component: endoplasmic reticulum exit site; COPII vesicle coat. Gene Ontology annotation, biological process: COPII-coated vesicle cargo loading; COPII-coated vesicle budding; endoplasmic reticulum to Golgi vesicle-mediated transport. Lineage: Eukaryota; Metazoa; Chordata; Mammalia; Chiroptera; Vespertilionidae. The record is from RefSeq and is a predicted model, not a curated record. The transcript is spliced from 20 exons. Gene Ontology annotation, molecular function: zinc ion binding; GTPase activator activity.